AUGGCGGCUUCAAUGCACUCGUGCGGAGUUAAAACUCCAGGACUUGCCUUGAACUCAAAAAUGAUUGAGUUUGGCUCAACGGGGUUCGUGUCCUCUGCUCGCCUUUUCUCUAGAAACAUAAACCACUCUCGUAGGAACAACGUAGCUCUUAGAGUUAGGUGUGAAGCUGGGAGGGUGGAAUUGCUCGAGAGAAAAGACUCUCAGGCUUUCAAAGUAUGCAGCACCACUGAGAAAGAGCUUACCAGUGUAAUGAAAUUCGGUGGCUCUUCAGUGGCAUCAGCAGAAAGAAUGAAACAAGUUGCCAAUCUCAUACUCAGCUUCCCAGAUGAGAAGCCUGUUGUUGUGCUAUCAGCAAUGGCCAAGACCACCAAUAAGCUCUUAAUGGCUGGAGAGAAGGCUGUUUGUUGCGGUGUCACCAACGUCGACACUAUCGAAGAGUUGAGCUAUAUAAAGGAACUCCAUACAAGGACUGCUUAUGAGCUUGGAGUGGGAACAACAGUCAUUGAAGAACAUCUAGAAGGACUGGAACAGCUUCUCAAAGGCAUUGCAAUGAUGAAAGAAUUAACUUUACGCACAAGGGACUACUUGGUUUCAUUUGGAGAAUGCAUGUCUACAAGGCUAUUUGCUGCAUACUUGAACAAAACUGGCCACAAAGCACGCCAGUAUGAUGCAUUUGAGAUGGGGAUUAUCACCACAGAUGAUUUCACUAAUGCUGAUAUACUUGAGGCAACAUACCCAGCAGUUUCAAAAAGGUUACUUGGUGACUGGAACAAGGAGAAUGCAGUCCCAGUCGUCACAGGUUUCCUUGGAAAGGGAUGGAGAUCUUGUGCUGUGACUACGUUGGGUAGAGGAGGUAGCGAUCUGACUGCAACAACGAUCGGAAAAGCUUUAGGUUUGCGGGAGAUUCAGGUCUGGAAAGAUGUGGAUGGAGUUUUGACAUGUGAUCCAAACAUAUACUGCGGAGCUCAACCUGUUCCACACUUGACAUUUGAUGAGGCAGCUGAACUUGCUUACUUUGGUGCCCAGGUGUUGCAUCCACUCUCCAUGCGGCCAGCGAGAGAAGGUAACAUUCCUGUGAGGGUUAAGAACUCUUACAAUCCCACUGCUCCAGGAACUGUCAUCACCAGAUCAAGAGACAUGAGCAAGGCUGUAUUGACUAGCAUCGUUCUGAAACGUAAUGUUACCAUGCUGGACAUCACCAGCACCCGUAUGCUCGGCCAGUAUGGCUUCCUUGCCAAGGUGUUUUCCACAUUUGAAAAGUUGGGCAUAUCUGUGGAUGUUGUCGCAACCAGCGAAGUUAGCAUUUCCUUGACGUUGGAUCCUUCAAAGUUCUGUAGCAGAGAGUUGAUUCAACAGGAACUUGAUCAGGUGGUAGAGGAACUUGAGAAGAUAGCUAUUGUAAAUCUGCUUAAACACAGAUCAAUCAUCUCUCUCAUCGGAAAUGUUCAGAGAUCAUCCUAUAUACUAGAGAAGGGAUUCCGAGUUCUCCGAACCAAUGGGAUUAACGUCCAGAUGAUCUCCCAGGGUGCAUCUAAGGUAAACAUCUCGCUGAUAGUGAAUGAUGAUGAGGCAGAGCAUUGUGUGAAGGCUCUUCAUUCAGCCUUCUUUGAGUCAGGCACCUCCGAAGCGACCUCAGAACGCGCGUCCGGCUACUUGGCUGCUGCAUCUACGUGA
Molecule: messenger RNA, 1674 nt
Organism: Arabis nemorensis
Lineage: Eukaryota; Viridiplantae; Streptophyta; Magnoliopsida; Brassicales; Brassicaceae
Source: the annotation of a GenBank genome assembly